AGGAACCUCGCUUUAAAAUGGCGGCAUUCAGUAUGCACCCCUGCUAAAGGCUCUCCCGGCACCGGGGCCACCUAGCGCAGCGCUGCUUUUGCUUCUGCCGCUAACAGAUGGCAUGUGCCGCUGUCGCUGCCGCUGCCCCUGCUGCUGCCGCUGAGAGCAGGGCCCCUUAGCCUCUGGGUUUGCGCUAGCAGCGUAAGCAUUCUAACUUUCAUCAGGCUGUCUGGGAAAUAUUAUGACAUGUUAUAUAAUAUUACAUUUGAAACUUUAAGGUGUACACGGAACUCAAGACCUUUGACAGGUUCUGAAAAGUGCCUUUUCUGAAAACUCUGCUGCUUGGAUUCUACUCUAGAGCUGUCUCUUUAUAAACCCCUCUCCCUACCAUACCGUUCCCCGCCCUCUCCACCUCCCCGCCGAACCUGGUGUGCUUGUAGUUUACUGUCAGCAGCUGGUCCAUUUCUUUUUUCUGUGAUUCUCAAUUUUCUUAGUCAUUUUCCCUCCACUUGAUUUUGCAACAAAACUUUUUUGGGGUUCUAACAUCCUUCCCAAUCUUAUUAUUUAAAGCUAAUAAAUAGAGAGAACAACUUUUCUCCCCCUGAUCUGAGACCAUUCCACAAAUCAAAGGGCAGCCAGCAGCAUAUGUUUUUUACAAGAAUAAUUGAAAACAUCAACUGCAGAGCACAGAAUUCUUUUGAAAGUCUGCUGGUUAUUUCACAUAAAUUCGGCAAAGGAACAAAAUAAAGCAUUCAUUAUCUUAACAGUUGGCUUCUUAGGAGUUGGUCUCUAAUUUGAUUUUUAGUUAUUCUGAUAGUUUUUAUGAUUGGCUUUUUGUUUGACUAGACCAGAUUUGACUUUAAUGAAAACCUAAGUGUUAACAAAUAGACGUUUCACCAAAGCAACCUGUUAUCUCUUCACACUUAGUUUGAAUUCAUUUUUAAUCCUUUAAUAGUCCACAAUAAUAUUGUCCUAAAGAGGGUACAUUGGAUUUUAAUUUUGCUUUCAAUAUGAUGGCUGUCAAUGUUGCCCUGAUUCGUGAUACCAAGUGGCUGACUUUAGAAGUCUGUAGAGAAUUUCAGAGAGGAACUUGCUCUCGAGCUGAUGCAGAUUGCAAGUUUGCCCAUCCACCAAGAGUUUGCCAUGUGGAAAAUGGUCGUGUGGUGGCCUGUUUUGAUUCUCUAAAGGGUCGGUGUACUCGAGAGAACUGCAAGUACCUUCACCCUCCUCCACACUUAAAAACGCAGCUGGAGAUUAAUGGGCGGAACAAUCUGAUUCAACAGAAGACUGCCGCAGCCAUGUUCGCCCAGCAGAUGCAGCUUAUGCUCCAGAACGCUCAAAUGUCAUCACUUGGUUCUUUUCCUAUGACUCCAUCACUUCCAGCUAAUCCUCCCAUGGCUUUCAAUCCUUACAUACCACAUCCUGGGAUGAGCCUCGUUCCUGCAGAACUUGUACCAAAUACACCUGUUCUGAUUCCUGGAAACCCACCUCUUGCAAUGCCAGGAGCUGUUGGCCCAAAACUGAUGCGUUCAGAUAAACUGGAGGUUUGCCGAGAAUUUCAGCGUGGAAAUUGUACCCGUGGGGAGAAUGAUUGCCGCUAUGCUCACCCUACUGAUGCUUCCAUGAUUGAAGCGAGUGAUAAUACUGUGACAAUCUGCAUGGAUUACAUCAAAGGUCGAUGCUCGCGGGAGAAAUGCAAGUACUUUCAUCCUCCUGCACACUUGCAAGCCAAACUCAAGGCAGCUCAUCACCAGAUGAACCAUUCAGCUGCCUCUGCCAUGGCCCUGCAGCCUGGUACACUGCAACUGAUACCAAAGAGAUCAGCACUGGAAAAGCCCAAUGGUGCCACCCCGGUCUUUAAUCCCACUGUUUUCCACUGCCAACAGGCUCUGACUAACCUGCAGCUCCCACAGCCGGCAUUUAUCCCUGCAGGGCCAAUACUGUGCAUGGCACCUGCUUCAAAUAUUGUGCCCAUGAUGCACGGUGCUACACCUACCACUGUGUCUGCAGCAACAACACCUGCCACCAGCGUUCCCUUCGCUGCACCAACUACAGGCAAUCAGAUACCCCAGUUAUCAAUAGAUGAACUGAAUAGCAGCAUGUUUGUUUCACAGAUGUAGAAGUUCCCAGUAGAACACUGAAAUUCUGAACAGCAGAGUUAUGGAGUAUCAGAAUCUUUCCAUGGAAACCUCCAUAUGGCCUUUCUAUAUAUUUUCUCGUAUGUCUUAUUCUACCAACACAACAAUAAGCGUGUUGCAGUCAAUGUAUUAAGCAAAGCAAACCUGCCAGCCAGCAAAUUCAGAUAAAAAAUAAAGCAUUAAAAAUCAAUGGAGAUGUUAAAACAACACGAAUAGAAAACUAGUAACUACCAUCCAUCCUAUUUGAAUUAUCAAGCAGAACAUGACCAUAAAAUUUGGUAACUUGUUACAUUACUCUUUGUGAUUUUCUAAUAACCAUGCUAAGUGUAUUUCCACAGUGAGCUGUUGGCUUACUAUAUACAUUCUUGGUGGAUAAAUUGUUCAUCUGUUUUUGAAGUGUUACCUUACUAUUUUGUUUACAAGAUAGUCUAUUGGUUUGAUUCAGGAUGUAACAAAUAUAUUCAGUACCAUUUCUUGUAUUGUGUUGUGCUGUGUUAGGUUUUUACAUACUGUAGUGUUUUGCCAUAUAUGUAUGGUGUUUGAUUUCAACUAAAGUGUUAUUAGUGGGGAACAGAACUAUAUGUGCUUAAAACCAUGACAGGUUCAUGCAAAUAUGCUCUCUUUCUUUAGAAUAUUUCUGUAGGUUUCUUGGGACUGACAUUUAAAACGCCUCACUUUUGAAUGUGCACAAAACCUGUUCAUUAACAUGCAUGUGUAUAAUUUGUACCUGCAGAUCUGAUGUUGCAUAAUACAAUCAAAUUGCUAGAUUUUUUAAGGAGAGAAAUAAUUACCUGCACAAAGCAGAGAACUUCAUAAAACAUUAACCCCUAUUUCACUCUUCUUAAAUAGCUUGGAAAAUAAGACUUUACCUUUAAAUGAAUUUCUCAGCAUUUAUAGUAAAAAUUAUGUAAAGUGCCCAUUAGACUUUUUGUGUGUGUGGCUUGAGAAUCCUAUCUCCUAGGUUGAGUGUCUAAAACUCAGCCAUUUUGUCAUCUUCAGCUCAGAAAUUGGUACUUGGGAGCUUAAAAGUAUGCUAAUUACAAGUUAUAAAUCAAACAGAGAUGGGGGCGUGGAGAUAGUUCUUACAUACUCGAGGAAAGUGUGUAAAACCAUGGCAAUGUCACCUUUUACACAAAUGCCAUUUUCCAAAUGCAAAUGGCUCAUGCUCUUUAGGCUACUCUUUGAAUAACAAGUAAGAAGCAAUCUAGCAAAAGUCAGUCAGGGUGAAAGAGAAUUGGUUACAAAUAACGACUUUCCUCCCCAAAUGGACAGUCUUCUCUAUUGAUCACAGAGGGAGCCUGAGUACAGGCUUGGAGAAAUGGCUAGGACAGGGAACAGGGAAGCACUUACAAUUAUUCCUUGAUUUAUUCAAAAGAACUGGGAAAGAUGGUUGUAGUUGUCUUUAGCUUCGGUUCAACUGAAUUUCGUUUUGUUAAACAGUUCAGUGAAGGAGAAAGCACCUGUGAUAUAUGGCAAGUGUCCCCCUGCCCAAACUUUAACAUCAGACCCUCUCACAUCAUAACCAAGACUUUUUUUGCUUGUUUGGAUUUGUUUGCCUUUAUGUAUGUUUGAAAAUGACAAUAGAGAGGGUUUUAGCACCCUUUGAAUGAGACAGAGUGGCUAUACUCCACAGAGCUCAGCUGAAUUCACAUUAUUAAUACUUAUGAAAGAAUUUUACAACCAAAUAAUUCCUGUGGUGUGUGACAUAUCUCAUCCACUCUACUCAGUUAUUAAUGUUAUUAUACAGUGGUGGAAACAUGAGAUUUUACAUCAAGUAAUAGAUUUAGUAUUUUCUAGUAAAUAGGUGUUCUUCCACCAGAAAGUAUAAAACCAUCACAUAUAUACAUAUAUAUAUGUGUAUAUAUAUAUAAUUGUUUUUCUCUUUCAUGAAUAUGACAAAAAGCAAAUCUGAUUGAGGAUAACUUAAGCUGGCUAGAAGUGUUCGAAUCACAGAACAAUGGAGUUAGCAAAAUCCUUCUCAUAGUUGAUGGAACUGAAUCCAGGGGCAUAUGACUUGCCCAAGGCUACCUUAGCCAUUGUGGGAACUAGAAAUAUCUCCUGCUUCCCAUUGUUCCUCCUUUUCACAUUGUUCGUGCUUCAGAACAUUUGAUGCUCUCUCCCAAAGCAGACCCAUUUGGCUCGGAAUGCGAGAGAGCAAAAUUAGCUUUCUGGGAAUUGAUGCUCUGUUGAUCUUAAUUAUCCAUCCAAAUCCUGAUCAACAGUGCUUUCUAAACAGUCUUGCUUGUAUUGAGCCAUUGUCAGCUGUUGACAGUGUUGCGUGGAAUUAGAGAUCAAGAGUUGUCCUGACUUUUACCUAUGGACUCUUUGAACCAGUUAAUUUCUGUUUCUUAAAUCUUAACAUUGCUAUAGAAGAAAGUAGUGUAUGCCUUUUUGAAAUUCCUUCUGUAUGGAACUGAGUUUUGUAUGAUCUGUGCCAGUGCCUCUCCAGAAGGGCGGAUCUGACUACAUGAAUCCAGAAGGGAUGCACCUGAGCUAGUCUGGAUAUAUUUCUUAAAGGAGACAAGAACUUUUUUGUGCAAAAUGAACUUUUGUAUAGUUUGACAUCUGCAUGCAGUGAACUAUCUCACUUAACUUUUUCAACUUUGGGCAAAGACGUACAUAAACCAUGGAUAAUAGACCUAGAGUACAGCUGUUUUCAUGUUGCGUUAAGCACUGGAAGACAUUAACAAUGACUUACUUUAAAGUAAAAGGUUCAGUGAGGAAUAUUUAGGGCCAUUGUAUUUUUGGUGCCACAAUUUUCUACAUCGUUGGCAUUUUAAAAGUUGUUUUGUAAAUGAAUUUAAAGAAAGAAAGCUCAAAGCCCUAAAGUUUUGAUCAAAUUCAAUAGAGUUUUGAGGAAAAAAAUACAAUUUUAGGAUAGCACUCUUUGAACUAGAUGUGCAAUGACUUAUUCAAAUUAUCUUUAUUCAAGAAAAGAAAAGAAAGAUAAGUCAUUAGACUAUAAAUUUCCAUUUAAAAAGACAAGUCACAAAACUAAUCAGUGACUCUAAACAAAAAUUUACUGGAUGAAUUGUAUAUAUAAAAUUCUAAUCACUUAUGAUUCUUAGUUAACAUUUUAUAAGCUUUGUAUUUUACAGGGGCCUCUAUUUAUCCAAAUUUAUUGUUUUUUUCCAUUUUUCUCAGCCUUUUGCAAAACAUAUGCAAGAGUGCUGAAACUUGGAUAAAACGGGUCAUGUAUACAGAGAAAAUAAUCUAAAAGUUAUCUUUAAGAGGGAUUUAGUAGUGUCAACUUUUUAAAAAAGUAUUACGUGACCAUAACAUACGUAUAUUUUAAAGAGGGAUUAAGAUUAAAUUAAAAUAAAUGGAUUCAUAAAAUUGCUAUUUAAAUACAGUAUUUACUUUUUUAAUUGGAGCAUGAUUCCACAACCAGCAGUGGCAUUUCAUUUCACUUAUCUAGAUCAGAGGCUUUAAUUUGUAGUUAAUCAUGAUGUGGAAAGUCAUCUUCUCUCUACCCCAUCAGUUUUCUUCAUCCAUUUUUGAACAUGCUGAAGCACUUUGAUCUUGCCAUAAGUGUUGUCCUAUACCACUAGGCAGUGUUCACUAAUGGGAGGGCCUCAGCUCACCUGCUCUCCAAUUUGGGAAAAAGCAAGUACCUCCUCCCUACCAUCAGCAGAAACCGAAUGAAAUUAAUCUUUGCAACUUGAAUCUGUUUUAAGUAGCAUUACCAAUAAGCAUAGUGAUGUCUGAAUAAGGAAUGACAUUUACAUUACAUUUUCUUAAAUAAGAGAGAACGUUAAUGUGCUACUUGAAAUGUUAUUUGGUUCUUUGUCCACCUCUUUGAAGAGUAUAGAUAAGGAUGCUCUUAGGUAAAAUGCAGCCACAAGUUUUCUGAGUUCCUUUAGUCUGUAGGGUAGGCUAUGAGGUACAGAAUGAUUGGAAACUGAAAUCCUCAUUAUUUUUCUCUCAAAUACAUUUCACACACAUUGAAACAGAAAUAGGCAAAAUUUAUGAGGGAAAUCUGAUUUCCCAUUUCUGAUGAAUAGAUAUACUAAGAUAGUAGCCUUGUUUAACCAGUGCCUGUAGAAGGCACUAGAAUAAAUAGCAUGUCCAAGUGUAUAACAACUUCUUCUGUAAAUUUAGUUGCUAGCCUAAUCAAACUGUAAAUAUAACUCACUAAUUGGUACCAUAUUUUCAUUUUUCUUAUUUUUCAUCUUUAAGGCUUUAUUUUAUUGCUUUUCUGUAGCUCUAAGUAACUAAUGAAUUUAAUUUCGAAGUAAAGUUAAAGAAAAUUUAAGCUUUUACUGCAUGGAUUCUGCCCGCCUAGCUAGGGUUCUAAACUGACACUGAAGUAUGACAAGAUACAGAUUAUAGUCCAAAACUAUCCUUUACAGUUCACAAUUUAAGAACAAAUUUAACUUUAUAUACAAAUAAUAAUUGUUAUCUAAUUAUAUUUAGUUGUUGCAUUGGCAACAAAAUUACAACAUGGCUACCUUUAGACAUUUGUGUAUGUGAACAUUUUACUUGUAAACUAUAGGUGAUUUGUGACAGUAUGAGCAUGUAGAAAAUACAGCUCAAAACUAUGAAAACAGACAUGGUUGAGUUAUUUUUUAAACCCAAAGGCCCAUAUAUAAAAGCUGAAUUUGUGUCCUUGUGUGACUUUUUGUGAAAAAGUUUGUAACACAUGGAUUCGAGAAUCAGGCUUUAUAGUUUAUAGAAUUUGUUGUGUGGAUAGGGUUAUUCCACAGUAUUUAGACUUAAAAACACAAUCAUUGCAUUUUUAAUACAUUACCUAACUUUUUUGUAACUUUAUUCAAAAUUACCCUAUUCAAGUGGCAUAGCUGUAGCUGCAAAAAUUCUGUUUUCUGAAAUUACAUAAGCAAAUAUAGCUAUAUGAGGAUUAAAGCAUGACUAAAGCCUCUUUUGAAAUUAAUUCAUAUUUUUAAAACUAUACGUAAAGAUACUGUGGAAUGACCCCUUAACAGUGUUUAAGAAACAUAUGCUGCAGUUAAUUGACUGUCUCAGUUAGGGUGCGGAUGUGUGAGACACACCUUUUUUGCACUUAAUGUACAUAGUCCAUGAAAGCAAUCCUUGGAGCUUUUUUUAAAUGUGAGAAGUCUGUGAUAAUAGUGGAAAAGUUAGUAAGAGAGAGUUAUUUCUAAGGCUUUGAAAAGGACGGUGUUUUUGCUCUAAGACUUAACUAAAGCAUAAUGUUGCUUUGCUGUUAUGGAGGCUUUCUAGUUUGCUACAGGUCACCAAAAGAGAAGGCUAGUAACAGGUAACAGGUCAGCCUCAGCUAACAGCAUUGAACAAGAGUAGAAUAAUUUCAUCUUUUAACAAGAUCAUUAGCAAAGAUUGUUUGCUUUUUAAAUUAAUCCCCACUAUAAACACACACACACACACACACACACACACACACACACACACACACACACACACACACACACCAGGCAGUUUCUAGAACAAGUUUUCCCUUUUCAGUGGUUGCAAGCAGUGAAAUACCUCAUAUAUUACACGAUAGAUAUUACCUUUAUGAUAGAAUCAGAUUUCGUCUUUCACAGAAAGUGAUCAGCUGAUAUAUGUGUCAGUUAAAACGUUUAUCAAUUAAUAGUUAUUUAAGUGACAAAUUGUUAAUGUUGACCACUGUUCCUCCUUUAAGAUCCAGUAACCAAAACCAAAUCGGUAACCAUUGAAAGAUGAUAUUUAACAGUUAAGGAUGGCCAGCGUAGGGCAGUUCAUUCCCUUCAAUAAAGGGAAAAAAAAAAAUGCUGCUGGCACAACUUUAUAACUGACUUUAUUUACAUUAUGCCUGUUCAGUGGAAGCUGUUUUCUGACCUACCUUUACCAGAUUACAAAGUACUUAACUGUGCCACUUCAGCCUCCCACUGUUUUGUUUUAACUAAACAGAAGAGAACCAGCCAAAAUCUUACAUAACACAGGAGCUGGAAGAGAAUGUUUCAAUCUGACCAUCUCUGCCAAUUUUAGCUCCCACACCACCUACAGAUAGCCAGUUAACUUUCUUUUUGCCCCAGGCAAUGAGGCCCUUGAAGAGGUCAAGGUUAGAAAGGUUAAGCAUUUGAUCACCACAGGUACUUUGAGUACCUAGAGAAGGAGCCCAUCCUGGGGUUGGUGGAGUUGGUAUUGCUACUCGUUUUGAUAGUUGUCACUUACAGAGAAAGAAAAAUAAGCCAAAGCCAGAAAGCAAUCCAAGCCUUACAGUUGUCCAAUACCUCAGGGCCAGUUGGCUAGAAUUUUCUUUUCCCUCAGCCCAUAAUCACUUAGAGUUAGCCAUACAACAAACAGCCUGACAAUCUGACCAGCAUUUCCAUUGAUAUAAAAUGUAAGCAUUCCUUCAUUCUGUAGUUAGGAAUUCCAACUUCAGCCCUAUCUUCAACAUAAUUUCCCAAGUUAACCUAUGUACUGAUACGGACAUUUCUUUGUGAAUCUGCCAGAUUCAAGAAUGUAUUUUUCUAAGGUCAAUAGAGAUAUGACAUUUUAAGUCAGGAAAAAUCACCUAUAAAUUAGUAGGAAUAACUGUAGAAGCAUCACAAAAGAUACCCCAUGUAUAGAUGGCAUGGUGUGCAUGCUGACAGCCACAGGGUCAUACUCUGGAGUUUCAACAUAGAGGCUGUGUUUCAAUAAGUAAGACAAAUUAGGGAAUUAAGUAUAACAAAUGGAUGUAACUGAGGCCAAGAAAAAAAAAAAAGCCCUCUAUUACUAACCUCAAGAAAGUAUUUAGUUUGACUAAUUUGUGCGGUUUCCAGCCCUUCUACUUGUUCUUGCCUAUAAGAGAAUCACUAAUACUCAAAAGCUGGAUUACUGAAGAGAAAUUUUGUCUUUAAAUAUAAUCCAUCCACAAUUAUGGUAUAUGUAAAAAAAAAUGUAUCACUAUGAAAUAAGUCGCAGCUCUUUGCAGAUAUUGCAAAAUCCUUGCUAGGCAUCUACAUCAUAUUAGUUUUUUAAAAAAUACCUCUGUAACAAGACCUAAAAGUAACCCAACUAUUAAGCAGUGCUUUUUUUCGCUGAAAACACACAACCUAAAGAUUUAUCUGUCAUAAAACUGCAUGGUUCCGGAGCUUUAUUUCUGUGUAGAGAUGCUAUUUGUUAGUGAUGGAAACAAAUUAUUUUGUUGCUGUCUUUUGUGUCUAGCAGUUGAGAGAAUGAUAUGACCAUCAUAUCACUGGAUUAUGGGAAUGAAUGCCCUUUUCAAAAUAAGUUUCUUUUUAUUAUUGUUGCUGCUUUAACAGAAAAUGAGCCAUUUGUCCCCAUGCUCCCAAAUUACAAGCAUUUAAAUUAAAAAACUUUUGAAGGAUUUUCCUAAAUAUAUUGUUUUUUAAAGGGCUAACUUUGUGCAUUCAUAUAACAAGAAUUUGGAAUAAUGUGAAAAAUGGAGGCAUAUAAUUUGGGUGGAAAAUCGCAAUUAAAAAUACAUAUAAAAAAAUUAUUAGCCCUGUGUAACGUAUUUAAAUAAUGACCAGAAUAUUUCAUGAGUACCAACUCUUCCCAUAGUAUUUUUACUCCAAAAUGCAAUAGCUCAUUCCCUCAACUGCAGACACUUUGAUUUUUUUUCAAGUUAUAGUGCUAUAGUGCUUGUUUAUGUUUAAAAGUGCACAUUAUGCAGCUCAUUUUAGUAUGCUACUUCCUUGUUUAUUUUUUGUUCUUUUAAUAAACUGCGUAAACUUCUUGGUUAUGUCUUUUUUUAUGAAUCCAUAUUCACACAUUAGGAGUUCACUUGAAGGCUAUUCAUGUUCUAGUAUAUUAAUGCUAAUAUUUAGUAAUUCUAAAAUGAAAUUUAAAUUUCUGAUUUGGCUCAAUGUUAUAUUUCAUACAUAAAGUAAAUUUAUUUCCAAAUAUACCAUCAGUAUUUUGAAUUAUGUAGAUAAUAUAUCCAUUUUGUUAGGCCUAUUACUCCUAUAAGAUUGAAGUUACUAACACAAGAAAGACACUUCUGUUUUAAUAAAAGAAAACUUAAAAUUUUGAGAGAAUGCUUACUAGUUUCUCUUGUGCCUCAGAAAUCCUAAGGCAUAUUCUGAGAUACAUUAUUAGAAGUUUCUCUUUCCCAGUUAUUCAUGUCUAUCCUACAUCCCCAGUGUAACAUAUGAAACCAGUGUUGUUUAUUUCAUACUUUCCAGAUGGGUAUCAAUCAUUUAAUAACAAUGAGAUGCAUGCAUUUUUCCAUUAAAAUGUUUUCUCUCACUUAAAAUUGGUUAUCUUCAACAAAUGGCACAGUAAUAAAAGGAUGAUCAUUUUUGUUCUUUAAGAAAGUAAAUGUAAUUUGGUAAUAUUUUAUUCUGCCUUAUUUCAAAAUGCUUCAAAAAUGCGAAUCUGGAACUUCUCUGCAUUGACCACUGUCCUGGAGUCGGGCUGAUAGAAAACUGGGGUGAACAGAGUUUAGGUCAGAGGCUGUGGCAGAGCAAAGUAUUACUGAUGUGUCAUUUAACAGUGAAGAGGGUCAGGGAGGAGGUUGGGUUUUACUAUUUCUAAGGUGGUUCCCACAAUGGCAUUUCUUGAUAAGCCAACUUUGAGCCGUUUAAUGUUUUGUAGGUGUUUCUGUGAGUCUGAUAAUACCAGCACUAAAACCAGUUCAGUAUAUAGACAUUUACAAGAGGUCUUAGGCCUCUUCAGAAUUCAGUUAAUGUCUUUCUCUUUGGGGCUGCUGAAUGUUAGGUAAGAAUUCAGGGCAAGCAUUCCCGACCAUCAUCAAAGUGGAGACUUGGAGUUUCUAUUGGCUGGAAGAAAGUUGACCCACAGGCAAAACCAGAUGUAAACCAAGUUUGUCUUGGGUACUUUUCAAAUUCUUUUCACAGCAUCCUUUUCUCAUCCCUCAUGGUGGCCUCUGGCCCAGGAAAAUCCUCAAGAUAGCAACUUAUCAGGCCUGCUUCCUCUGAUAGAUCUGGACUUUUCCCCUUAAGUACUUUCCUGUUGGGCUUCUCAGACUAUGGAGAGCUGCUCAUAGUUGAGAUCUAAGAGACAAAUUACCCUAUGGUGUUCAAGAAUGGCCAUACUUAAUGUGCUGCCUGUCCUGAAAG
This is a messenger RNA of Chlorocebus sabaeus (green monkey), 11116 nucleotides long. RefSeq names its product muscleblind like splicing regulator 3 (gene MBNL3). The record is from RefSeq and is a predicted model, not a curated record. Gene Ontology annotation, molecular function: RNA binding; metal ion binding. Gene Ontology annotation, biological process: regulation of RNA splicing. NCBI's taxonomy places the organism in Eukaryota, Metazoa, Chordata, Mammalia, Primates, Cercopithecidae. Gene Ontology annotation, cellular component: nucleoplasm; cytoplasm.